Pyrus x bretschneideri (Chinese white pear) is the source of this 2119-nucleotide messenger RNA. RefSeq names its product disease resistance protein RPP2B-like. The record is from RefSeq and is a predicted model, not a curated record. Bases 42 to 1802 code for a protein of 586 amino acids. The transcript is spliced from 2 exons. NCBI's taxonomy places the organism in Eukaryota, Viridiplantae, Streptophyta, Magnoliopsida, Rosales, Rosaceae.
UCAACUUGGAUGGUGCAAGAGUCUUCAAUUAUCUCCCAGAGAUGCCAGGCAAUAUUGAAUUCUUAAGUUUACGAAGCUCUGGUAUAAAGGAGUUGCCAUUAUCAGUUUGGUCUAAUGAAAGAAUUUCUGAGUUUAAUAUUGAGGAUUGUAAAGAACUUGAGAAACUUCCAAGCAGCACUUACAAUCUGAAAGUCUCCAGUACUUUUAGUCUAGAUCACUGCUUAUCUCUUGGCGAGUUUUCCGAGCAUCCCAAGGAUCUAAGUGUAUUAGAUUUGGCUAGGACAUCAACAAAAUUAUUGCAUAUAUCAUCAAUGGCGCACCUCUUUAGUCUCACUACAUUUAAACUAAAGGGUUGCCAAAAGCUUGAGAGUCUCCCAAUUGGCAUUUGCAAUUUGAAAUCUCUUAAGGAACUCAAUCUCACUGGUUGCUCUAGAUUUGAAUGCUUCCCAGUCAUCUUGGAUCCAAUGGAACAUUUGGAGUUUCUUAGUUUAGAAGAAACAGCUAUUAAAGAGCUACAUUCAUCGACCGAGUUUCUCCCUGUUCUUGAAACAUUUCAAUUAAAAGGUUGCAAGAGGCUUGAAAGUCUCCCAACCAGCAUUUGUAAGUUGAAAUGUCUUGUGGGAAUUAAUCUCUCUGGUUGCUCUAGACUCGAAUACUUCCCAGAAAUAUUGGAGCCAAUGGAACAUCUGGAGUUUCUUUGUUUCAAAGGGACUGCGGUUAAAAAGCUUCCUUGUUCAAUUGAUAAUCUAAUUGGGCUUCAAACAUUAGAUCUCCAUCUUUGCAGGAACUUUGAGGUUGUCCCAAGCAGCAUCUACAAUUUAAAAAAUCUUGUAACUCUCAACUUUGAUGCUUGUCAGGAACUCAAAGAAUUACCUUCCGGCACUGUCAGUUUGAUCUCUUUGGAAGUACUAAACCUCUGUCGCAGCAGUAUAUCAGAAAUCCCUGAUAGUCUCGUUUGCUCAGCUUCAUUGAAAGAUGUAAAUCUGAGUGAAACCCUGAUUAGAAGCAUACCUGCAUGCAUCAAAGAAGCACCUCGUCUGUCUCGCCUGUGGUUAACCAAUUGCAAGAUGCUUCAGUCUUUACCAGAGCUCCCAGUGCUAGUAUAUCUUGAAGCAGAAGGUUGCACACCACUAAAGACAGUGUCAAGUUCAAGGACAACACUCGCACAAGGUUGGGAUAAGUUUUGUCAAGAAAUAAUCAACUUUUUUGGUUGCAUAAAUUUAGAGCACAAUGCACGGAGCAACAUAAUGGCUGAUGCACAACUUAGAAUCUUGGGAGCCGCAAGUGUGUCACCGAAGUUAAGAGAAGAAAAAUAUGAUGAAAACUCCUUUCGGCCUUUGGUUACCAUUGUAUGUCUGGGGCAUGAAAUUCCAAAUUGGUUCAGCAAUCAAAAUGACGGAUCUUCAAUAAUAAUCAAUCUUCCCCCAAACUGGUUUCGCAAUGGUUUCUUGGGUUUUGCUCUAUCUGUGGUUGUUACUUAUAACGACUGCUGGGUUCGACAUGGUGUGGAGUUCGGAUGCAAGUACAAAUUCAUAACUAAGAACGGUGAAAGUCAUGAAAUGAUCAGUUGUUCUUUCUAUUUAGGAUGGUACGACUCCUAUUUCAAUCCACAUCACGUGUUUGUGACCUACAACGCCUUCGAACUUGAAGAAGAUGCUAAAUACUCCACUGAUUUUUACGGACUUAUUACGGAGGCCUCUGUUCGUUUCCGGCCAAUGAGUCUUUCCUGCCAACCCAGUUCCUAUUUGAAUUGGAAAAGUGUGGUAUCAGCCUGUUGUAUGCCGAAGAUGCCAAGAAAUUAAAACUGAUGUCAUGAUUAUGGAAAGUAAAAGUAGAUGAAGAUACGGGACAUGACGAGUCUGAAGCAAGUGGAAGUCAUGAACCUGAAGCCAGUGUGACCAGCCUGUAGCAAGUCGAGUCAUUGUUCGAUCUAAUAACCCGACUUUAGUUUGAUGGGGGGGUCAUCUCCUUGAAUUAUGUUUGUAGUUUUGUGGUGAAAGUUCUGUUUAUAAUAUGCUUGUUGUAGAGCCAAUUGUAAAUACUGUGAAAUGCACAGUACACAAUGUUAAGGUCUGUUUCACACAACUACAGGAUUUGGAAUUAAAAGUUUUAACGAAAA